This is a messenger RNA of Xenopus laevis (African clawed frog), 5571 nucleotides long. It is a transcript of the gene pde7a.L, whose product is annotated as phosphodiesterase 7A L homeolog. The transcript is spliced from 15 exons. Bases 2504 to 4018 code for a protein of 504 amino acids. The record is from RefSeq and is a predicted model, not a curated record. Gene Ontology annotation, biological process: signal transduction. Lineage: Eukaryota; Metazoa; Chordata; Amphibia; Anura; Pipidae. Gene Ontology annotation, molecular function: cyclic-nucleotide phosphodiesterase activity; 3',5'-cyclic-AMP phosphodiesterase activity; phosphoric diester hydrolase activity.
AACUAAACACUGUAAUUGUUGGCGUGGGGGGAGGUACAACCAAACGGUGCCGCUGUCAGGUAGGACGAGCACCUGCAGGGAUGCGGCACAACAGAAGGGCAAACCCCAGAGAAGGAAUACCCCCCUAGCACUGUUCAACAUAGCCUAGACCCUGGGAUCACCCUCACGCUAAUCCCACCAAUCAGAAAGGCUCUUGUGUUGACCGUGAGUCUCUCUAGCCAAUCACGCGCGCGUUUACAAACUCCCUGGGCGGUGAAGUGGAGCCGCCGCAGCCAGUGUCAGUCUGGGUGAAGGUGCCCCGCCUCCGGCAGGUGGUGUCUACAGCUGGGUUAAUGGGGAGCCUGUGAGAGGGGAUUUUAUUUUCUUUCUUUUUCUUUCCGUAUCUCCUUUGUGGCCGUGUGUGAGGGAUAAGGGGAGAGCGCAGUGUUGCGUGUGCGACAGCAGCAGCGGAAGGAGGUGCAGCUGAGGGAAUCUCCCGGAGCGCAGACAAAAGGCAACACUGCCGUGCAUCCCUCCUCCCACGGGCUCGCAUGCUGCUUCCAUUGUCACACAGCGCUCCGUGCUGAUCCUGCCUGUUCCCUCUCAUUGACAAGCGCUGCAGCCGUCCGGACAAUGGCAGCCUGAUCCAGCGGCUCCAUGUGCGCUCACUGUGCUGCCGGGAUUAUCCGCCGAAACUGAGGAAGUCAAGUCAUUGAGGUCGGGCGCUGAGUGGGAUUCUAUAGCGAGGAGGGACCGGGGCUGUUGGAGGAGAGGCCCCGCGCUGCUGUGUCCUCCCAAGAGCUGGGGGAUGCGGCGGCUGUGACCCCGGCGAGGAGGGGAAGAUGGGAGUGCGGAGCUUACAGGCAGGGAGGAGAAGUAGCGGAGAGCGGAGCAGCCAGCGGAACCCGAGCACACGGAACCCGAGCACUCAACUGCACAGCCUGCCGGGGAUUAGCACCGCUGCACUGCAAGGGAUUCUCGGUACUGUGGGAACGGGCCCUGUAGGGCCACACGGCUUCCUCUGAGACUGACACUGGGGGAAGUGAUAUGGACUUGAGCUCCUGUUGUGACUGAUACCGCCCCCACCCUCACUGCUGCAGUGCCGGCCGCCUUGCACCAACCAACCAAGGCACCUCAUUCAUUAUUUAUCUGCUGGCAUCCCCCCCCCCCCAGCACCUCAUUGCCCAUUCAGACUCCAUCUGCUUCCCAUUAUCUGUACCCCCCCAUUAGCUGUACCCCCCCCAAAGUGCCAUUAACUCAUUAGGCCCCUGCCAGCCCUUCUUGUCCUCUCACACCUCUAAAUCCAUAUCUGCUGCUACCUAUCCUGGGAGGACUCAUUCAUCCCUACCUGCCCCUGACAUCCUCCUUCCUGCACUGAAUUCUCACCAACCCAAUCACAGGCUGCAGUCAAUUCCUGCCUCCAGAGUCCCACUACCUUCCAAAGUUUGUUAGAGCCCAACACCAGUUAUCCUAUCUUUCUUGUGAUUCCUCUUUUAGGGGAUUCCCAUCUCCCAAACCUACAGCAUCCAGUCCUUUCCCUGUUCUGUGAAUAUAAUCUGAAUUCAUCCAAACUCUGGAACCUCCAGUCGCCAGCUAACCCACAUCUCUCAACCUAUCCCAUAGCAACCCCAUACAUUCGCCUGUAACAACUCCUAACCUACUGUGAAGUGUUGGCUCAUCUGUUUAAGGUGGAAUGCCAUAGCUAGCAAAUUUAAUGAGUUAGUUAGAGAAAACCCUUCCCACAUUAUCAUUUUUACAGUGAGAAUUUAUCUUUUAGCCUAUUUCAGAAUUAUAGUUUCAUCAACUUGGUUCCUCCACCAGCCGUUUGUUCCCAGCUCCACAGCUAUUAGUCUGCCGUGAGAUCCUGAGCCAAAAAUCCCUUCCCUUAGCUCCCCAAACAUUAUCUCUUACCCUGCAGUGAGAUCAGUAUUCUUUCACCCUCUCAUUAGUAACCUAGCAAGUCCUUCCCUACAGUGAGAUUCGGCACUUCCACAGUCCUCACCCUCUUUAAACCCUACAGUCUCCAACUGUUCUGCAGUUCAGAAAAAACAUUUACUGCUUGCAACUGUGAUUUAUUUCCUAACACUGGCAGUGACCUUGCCCCCCUCCACCUGUUUCCCAUGCUCCUUUUGCAGUGCCAUACUCUUCAAGGAUUUCCAUUUUCAUAUUGACGUGCCAUCGUUUGAGUUUUUUUUUUUUUUUUUUUUUAAACUUCUUCACUCCCAAGUAUUGUUACAGCUGCAGUGUACGGUUAUAUAUCUAUAUAUAAUAUUUACUUUGGGGGAAGAAAUAAUACAAAAAAAAACCUGCAGAUGGGUGACUAUGGUUUUAUACCAACCACUGACUAGACAAAUCGCUGGUUUGGUGACUUUGUUCUGAGCGCACCUAAUUUGACCCCCAACGCUUUGAUGCAUAGGUGCGCAUCAGUUUGUUCCCCUUUCCCAGAUAUUUUGCUUUUUGUCUGUCUCCUCUCUCUUUAUUGGUGGGUUGCCUUGCCAGGCCGGCCCUCAUCAGACAGCAUUCAAUGGAAGUAUGUUACCAGCUGCCGGUGCUGCCUUUGGACAGGCUGGUACCUAAACAUGUCCUCAGCCGCAGAGGUGCCAUCAGCUUUAGCUCGAGCUCAGCGCUCUUUGGAUGUCCUAAUCCCAGGCAGCUUUCUCAGUAUCCACAAAAUGGCUGCUGCCUGCUUGCUGUGAUGGUGAAUUCCAAGGCUGACUGCAACCAAGAUUUAAAUAAUUUAUAUAGUAGACGUGGUGCAAUAUCCUAUGAUAGCUCUGACCAAACUGCUCUGUACAUUCGUAUGCUAGGCUCUUGUGUAAUAUUCAAACAGCUGAGCGCAAGAGAUGUCAGAGUAAGAAGCCGAGCUGGGUUUGAAUCAGAGAGACGAGGCUCCCACCCCUACAUUGACUUUCGUGUUUUGCACUCACAUUCAGAAAUCGAAAUCUCCUUGUCUGCUAGAAACAUCAGGCGGUUGCUCAGUUUCCAACGGUACCUGAAAUCCUCUCGUUUCUUCCGUGGCGUCACUGCACAGAAUUCCUUGUACAUUUUAGAUGAUGAUUAUAAUGGACAAGCCAAGUGUAUGUUGGAAAAAGUUGGCAAUUGGAGUUUUGAUAUAUUUCUUUUUGACAGGUUAACAAAUGGAAAUAGCCUUGUUACCUUAACGUUUCAUCUCUUGAGCCACCACGGUCUGAUCGAUCACUUCCAAUUGGACAUGGUGAAAUUAAGAAGAUUUCUAGUUAUGGUUCAAGAGGAUUACCACAGUCAGAAUCCAUAUCACAAUGCAGUCCACGCUGCUGAUGUGACUCAGGCCAUGUACUGUUUUUUAAAAGAACCUACGCUUGCCAAGUCUUUUACUCCUUGGGAUAUCCUGCUGGGUUUGAUUGCAGCUGCAACACACGAUUUGGAUCAUCCUGGUGUAAACCAGUCUUUUCUAAUAAAAACAAACCACUACUUAGCAACUUUAUACAAGAAUACCUCAGUAUUAGAGAACCACCACUGGAGAUCAGCAGUGGGUCUGUUGCGUGAAUCGGGUUUGUUUUCACACUUGACAUUAGAGGAGAGACAACACAUGGAAAGCCAGUUGGGCUCUAUCAUUCUUGCUACAGAUAUCAGUCGGCAAAAUGAAUACCUGUCGCAGUUUAGAACUUGCCUGGAUAGAGGAGACUUAUGCCUAGACAACGCCACUGACAGACUCUUUAUCCUGCAGAUGGCUCUGAAGUGUGCCGAUAUAUGUAAUCCCUGCCGUACCUGGGAGCUGAGUAAGCAGUGGAGUGAAAAAGUCACAGAAGAGUUCUUUUAUCAAGGCGAUGUUGAAAGCAAAUAUAAACUGGAUGUCGGUCCACUGUGCGAUCGGCAUACAUCGAAUAUAGCCAAUAUCCAGAUUGGUUUCAUUACGUACCUGGUGGAGCCAUUGUUUGUGGAGUGGGCCCGGUUCAGUAACACCAGGCUGUCCCAGACCAUGCUCGGCCACGUAGGACUCAAUAAAGCCAGCUGGAAAGGAAUGCUGCAGGAGCGCUCGAGCAGCGAAGAGGCUGACUGAUAACUUUUACCUCAGGAAAGACUGUGCACCAUGAACUGGAAUCAGCUCUGCUGGUUUCUCCCAAUGACUGCAAUGUGAGAGAGAAAUUUCUCCUGGUUGCCAAGGUUUUUACAUAGAAACAAUGCCAGCAUUAUUUAUUCCACUGGUUUCCUUUAACUUUCGGAUUUUUCUUUUUUUUAAACCAAGACCUGAAUCCAGAGCAAUAUGCACAUACCUCAGUUGGCUUUUUCUAUGAAAGCUUGAUUAUGCAAAGCACAGCUGCGACUGACAGAGAACUGCAGGAAGCUCCUCCUUCUCUAUGUGCCACACGUUUCCCUCCAUAUUUGGCUUGGAUUGUUUUUUUUUUUGUCGUCUUCUCUUUUUUAAUGAAAUGUUAAAGGAAAACAAAAAAAAAAGACUUGUUGAAUGACGGAAUGGCAUGGCUCGGCCAGAAUUUCCCUGACUGGUGUUGUACCUUCCACUUUGUGCUGGAACUGUGAAGUGCCCACUGCUUUGCUGCCUUGGCAAGAGAUGCUGUUUACACUGAAAACUUGCCUGGACGCAUGGCCCUGACGGAACCACUAACUGGAGUUUUCAUUUUUUUGUUGUUAUUUAAGAGAACAAAUGUUGACUGUAAAUCUUCCCAGCUUUUGCCCCAGCAGUUCCCCUCCCCCCACCCUCCCAUCUGUAAUAUUUCCGCUCAUAAAGCCCGCCUUUAGUCCAGAGGCAGGAGGGAAAUGCAUCCCCGUUAUUUACUUUCGAAGGCAGUGCUUUACGGCGCUGCAGUGAAUGCGUUGCAUGCUGUUAUUCUUUUUCACUACUGAACACUUGAACUGCAUGGAAAUAAGUGGCGUUAACUCUAGAGCCAGCAGGGCAACAAGUUGUAAUGUAAUGUAAUCACAACAAUCAGCUCAGGGUAUUUACCAAUUUGGAAUAAAGUGGGAAGGGAAUAGUCAUUGGGACAAGGGUAAAAAAAUGCCUCUUUUGCUGCAGUGUGUAUGCGCCUGUUUGAGUGGAGCAAGGGCGAGUGGGCCUGUGAGUGGGUGUGUGCAUCAGUUCAGCAGCCCCAUCAAGAGGAUGGACGGCUUGUAACAAAUUGCUACAAAUGCCUUAAUCUAUGCACAAAGCUAAGUGACCAAAUUCUUUUCCCCCCCCUUUUUUUGAAAAAGUGCAUUUUUUUUUCUUCUUCUUAUUUCCCCUUUUUAGUCAUUCUUUAGUGAAAUAAUCGACUCGUGGGAUUUUGUUGUGUAAGGAAUUGUUUUUAGGACCAGUUGUGGGACUAAUUUUAAACUGAAAACAUUCCAUUCUUUUUUUGUGAUUUUGUUUUUAGUCUGGUGAGCACAACUGUUCUCUUGAUCAGAAACUGGUGCUUUUUUUUUUUUUAGUUUGUAUUUUCCUCGGUAUUGCUGUUAAACGACUGUUUAUUAUCUGUUUACAGUUUGUCGCAACAGACCAUUUUUUGGGAGACGGCUUCAGCGUAAAGCCAUUUGUACAAGGCUUUGCCAUACUCAUUUUUAAUACGUGCCUGUUGCUGUUCAACUUUGAUGAAUAAAAAACAAACUCAUUUUACAGUA